AUGAACGGAGAUAAUUCUAGCUUCGAGCAGUGGUACCGUUGUUACCCAGUCACAUUCAUUGACAAGGCUCAUCUUGAGAAGGGUGACAAAAUUAUCAUGCCUCCUUCUGCUCUCAAUCGUCUUGCUUCUUUGCAUAUUGAAUACCCAAUGCUGUUUCAACUGAGUAAUGAUUCUACUGAGAAGACUACGCAUUGCGGAGUACUUGAAUUCACAGCAGACGAAGGCCUAGUUUACUUGCCGUAUUGGAUGAUGCAAAACAUGUCUCUUCAAGAAGGCGACAUUGUCAAAAUCAGGAACACAAGCUUGGUGAAAGGGACUUUCAUCAAGCUUCAGCCUCACACACAAGAUUUCUUGGACAUUUCAAACCCGAAAGCCAUCUUGGAGACGACGCUUAGGAGCUACUCUUGCUUAACCAAGGGUGAUACGAUCAUGGUUCCUUAUAACAACAAGCAGUAUUUCAUCAAUGUGGUUGAUGCAAAACCUUCUUCAGCUGUGAGUAUCAUAGAAACGGAUUGUGAGGUUGAUUUCGCUCCUCCUCUUGAUUACAAGGAACCUGAGAAGCCACAACAGCUUACUCCUUCGAACAAACGAUCUCGCAAAGUUGAGGAAGAGGAACCAAUAAGCAAAGUUCCUAAAUUCACACCGUUUACUGGAUCGGGAAAACGUUUGGAUGGAAAAACACAGACAAUAUCAACUGAAGAAGAAGAAAAGCCAAGUGAGAAUGGCAAAGACGAUGAGAAGUUGUCAAGCAACACGCCACGACAAAAGACAGGGAAGCUUGUCUUUGGUUCAAACAGCAAAACAACUGCGAAAGAAACUGUAAAGGUUGAUCCAAAGAACAUCGAGCAACAGAGUUCUACAAAAGCAGAUGAAUCUAAGUUUCAAGUGUUCACUGGGAAGAAGUACUCACUCAAGGGUUAA
Thlaspi arvense is the source of this 921-nucleotide messenger RNA. The record is from the annotation of a GenBank genome assembly. Lineage: Eukaryota; Viridiplantae; Streptophyta; Magnoliopsida; Brassicales; Brassicaceae.